Molecule: messenger RNA, 798 nt
Organism: Entamoeba nuttalli P19
Lineage: Eukaryota; Evosea; Mastigamoebida; Endamoebidae
Product: 3-oxoacyl-(acyl-carrier protein) reductase, putative
Exons: 1
Coding region: 1-798 (265 amino acids)
Source: RefSeq, a predicted model, not a curated record
AUGAACUUUGAAGGAAAGGUUGCACUGAUUACUGGAGGAACAUCUGGAAUUGGAGAAGCUAUUGUACGUCAACUUACUGAACAAAAAUGUAAUGUUAUUUUUAUUGGAAGGAGAAAAGAAUUAGGUGAAUCUAUUUCACAUGAAUUAAAUAAUAAACAUUUGGGACAAAUAGAUUUUAUUCCAUUUGACGUCACUAAUUUCAAAGAGUAUGAUUCAUUGGUUCAUAUCGUUCAAGAAAAGUAUAAUAGGUUAGAUCUUCUUGUUAAUAAUGCUGGAAUAGUUACUUAUGACACCUGUGAUGAAUUGACUGAGGAAACAUUUGAUUUAAUUUAUCAAACAAAUGUAAAAAGUGUUUGGCAAAUGACAAAACACUUUCAUAAUUUACUUGAGCAAAGUCAUGGUGCUGUAGUAAAUAUUGGUAGUGAUGUUUCUAUUAAAGCUGACCCUCAAUAUUUUGGAUAUAGUGAUAGUAAGGCUGCAGUUGUGCAUAUUACUAAAAUGAUGGCACUUCAAUAUGCACCAAACAUUCGUAUCAAUGCAGUUUGUCCAGGUGAUACAUUUGUUGAAAGAUGGAUUUCAGAUGAAGAACUAGAACGUAGGUUUGGUGAAGAGAUGGCACAUGACAAAAGCCUUAGGAAGGAAUUAAUUGAUUCAAUGCAUCAUUCCAUUGACAUUCCACUACAAAGAGUUGGAGAAGUAAAUGAUGUUGCAAAUGCUGUUCUUUUCUUGGGAAGUAAUUUAGCUUCAUUUAUAACAGGAACAUCAUUACUUGUUGAUGGAGGAGCUUCUAUAGUAUAA